Molecule: messenger RNA, 837 nt
Organism: Hydra vulgaris (swiftwater hydra)
Lineage: Eukaryota; Metazoa; Cnidaria; Hydrozoa; Anthoathecata; Hydridae
Source: RefSeq, a predicted model, not a curated record
AGUAGUAGUAGUAGUAGUAGUAGUAGUAGUAGUAGUAGUAGUAGUAGUAGUAGUAGUAGUAGUAGUAGUAGUAGUAGUAGUAGUAGUAGUAGUAGUAGUAGUAGUAGUAGUAGUAGUAGUAGUAGUAGUAGUAGUAGUAGUAGUAGUAGUAGUAGUAGUAGUAGUAGUAGUAGUAGUAGUAGUAGUAGUAGUAGUAGUAGUAGUAGUAGUAGUAGUAGUAGUAGUAGUAGUAGUAGUAGUAGUAGUAGUAGUAGUAGUAGUAGUAGUAGUAGUAGUAGUAGUAGUAGUAGUAGUAGUAGUAGUAGUAGUAGUAGUAGUAGUAGUAGUAGUAGUAGUAGUAGUAGUAGUAGUAGUAGUAGUAGUAGUAGUAGUAGUAGUAGUAGUAGUAGUAGUAGUAGUAGUAGUAGUAGUAGUAGUAGUAGUAGUAGUAGUAGUAGUAGUAGUAGUAGUAGUAGUAGUAGUAGUAGUAGUAGUAGUAGUAGUAGUAGUAGUAGUAGUAGUAGUAGUAGUAGUAGUAGUAGUAGUAGUAGUAGUAGUAGUAGUAGUAGUAGUAGUAGUAGUAGUAGUAGUAGUGCUGAUAAUACAGCUUUACAUGCUUGUGCUGAAAGUUUGAGAUUGUAUGAUAUUAAAACACCAAGAUGUUGUUCGCAGGUAUUUUUUGAAGGACUUUGUCAAAAGCUUUUUCAAAGUCAAGGAAGAUUAUAUCGACAAGAUUUUGCAGCUAAUAUAGUUUUGAUUUUGCAACUGAUUCAGUUGCCAAAUCAAGUGUUUCUUGGAGAUUUGGACAUUCUUUGUAGUGUUAUAUUCUCUGUAAAGCGAUUGGCAUUUUCUACAUGA